AUGUACUACUUGCUUGACGUUCUGACAGGAGAAGCAAGAGAAUCACUCAAACAAUUCGAAGUUAGCGGAAGAACAUACGCGCUGGCAGUAGAACAUCACAAGAAAAAGUACGGAAACAAACAACUUCUUGUGGGAGAACUUGUUGAUCGGCUAGGAGAAUGCCGAGCCAGAACAGAGAGGUUAGAAGACCAGCGACGACGACUGUACGAAAAGACUUCGCCGAUCGUGAUUCAGACGGAAAUUCAAGGAGAGGUCACUGAUAGCUCAAAGCUUCAAAGACUGAUCCUGUCAAAAUUCGCAGAACCGGUACAAAGACAUGCGUUACGGAAGAAGCAAGAAAUCAAGGAAGGAGAACAUGGAACACGAAGAUGCUCCUUCAAGUACUGUCCAACAAAAUUCACUCGGAAAUCGAAAUUCAUCGCCACAUUCGAAGUGACGAAAAACGUCCGCGGAUGA
Messenger RNA from Haemonchus placei, 456 nucleotides. NCBI's taxonomy places the organism in Eukaryota, Metazoa, Nematoda, Chromadorea, Rhabditida, Trichostrongylidae. The record is from the annotation of a GenBank genome assembly.